Messenger RNA from Cryptotermes secundus, 2578 nucleotides. It is a transcript of the gene Arp5, whose product is annotated as actin-related protein 5. Bases 305 to 2332 code for a protein of 675 amino acids. Lineage: Eukaryota; Metazoa; Arthropoda; Insecta; Blattodea; Kalotermitidae. Gene Ontology annotation, biological process: regulation of DNA-templated transcription. The transcript is spliced from 10 exons. Gene Ontology annotation, cellular component: cytoplasm; Ino80 complex. The record is from RefSeq and is a predicted model, not a curated record.
UUUUGUGUACUAUGAAAUCCGGUUCGUCUUUUGGCCUAAAUAAUAUGUCAUAUGUUAGGAAUUAGUAUUUAUGUAUGUUACAGAAUAACUUUUUGGUGUAAUGAAUAAUAUUAAAUAAUAGGGUGUAUAGUGAUACACUAAUAAGAAAUACAUUACUAUUUAAAGUCGGCAAUUUCUUAAAGUAGGGUUACGUAUGCUGUUGUGUGAACAUUUACACCGAAUGACCAACUCGCCUGCGGGAUAUAUUUAAUUUGAAUUACAUUUUUAACACCGCGAUCGUUGAACAGAGUAUUACUGUAAAAAGAUGACAACUCUAGAACUCAAGGAUGCAAAAACCCUACCCGAUCCCAUUCAUACAUAUCCAAAAAAUGUUAGAAUUUCAUCAACGCCCAUAGUAAUAGACAAUGGGUCAUAUCAGUGUCGAGUUGGUUGGGCAACACAGAAAGAACCAUUGCUUAUAUUCAAGAAUUUAGUUGCAAAACCAAGAAAGGAACGUGGCAAAAAGGACGGAGAGACUCAAGUGGGAAAUGAUAUCACCAAUAUUGAAGCAGUCCGAUUCCAGCUUAAAACUCAGUUUGAUCGAAAUGUUGUAACACAUUUUGAGGUUCAAGAGCAGGUGUUUGACUACAUAUUCACACACCUGGGAAUUGACACAGAAGGUCAUGUUAAUCAUCCUGUGGUUAUGACAGAGCCAUUUCUCAAUCCAAACUAUUCGCGACAUUUGAUGUCUGAACUUCUAUUUGAAUGUUAUGGAGUUCCAAGUGUGUGUUAUGGUGUAGAUGGUUUAUUUAGUUUUCGACACAAUCAUCCGAAGUGUUCCGCAGCCCUGAUCAUAAACUGUGGGUAUCACACAACUCACAUUUUACCAGUGAUCAACAAUCAAGUGGACCCAACACGAAGCAGACGGAUCAACGUAGGGGGUAUUAAUAUCAUAAACUACUUGCAUAGGUUGUUGCAACUAAAGUACCCAGCCCACUUCACAGCCAUUACUCCAAGUAGGGCAGAGGAACUCGUACAUGAACAGACAUAUAUAGCUGUGAAUUACCAAGAAGAAUUAAACUGUUGGGCAGAUUCAGACCACUAUGAUGAUAAUGUACGACGCAUUCAGUUACCAUAUACUGUCCAAGCAGUUACACCUGGUCUUACACCGGAACAACAAAAGGAACGACGUAAAGAGCUGGCAAGACGACUCAUAGAGAUAAAUGCACGCAAACGAGAAGAAAGGCUGGCAGAGGAUGAGGAGCAACUGAACCAACUUCUGGCUGCCCAGGACUUGGAAGAGGGAGAAGAAAAUGAAUUUCAGAAAAUACUAGACUUUUAUGAGUUAUCAAAUGGAAAUGAUCUGCAGAAGUUGAUAAGCCAACUUCAGGCCAGAAUUGAAAGAACAAAACAGAAAAUAGCUGCAGCGAACACUGCUGAAGACACCGUGACAGAGGACCCAAAACCCAAAAUGUUAAAACAAAGUCUGAAACCAAAGGAUCAAGAAGACUUUGAAACCUGGAUUGCAGGAAUGAGGCAGAAGAGACAAGAAAUUUUGGAGAGACGCAAUGCCCGGCGCCAACGUCGACAGGAUAUGGCCAAGCGGCGUACAGCAGCUGCUCAGGAGCGUAUGAGACUCAUCAGUCAGCUUGCACGUAAGGAGAAGCGGGACGACACUUUUGGCAUGCGUGAUGAGGACUGGGAUGUCUACAAAGUAAUAAAUAAGGAAGGAGGAGACUCUGACAGCGAUGAAGAACAGAAACUGCUCGAGUUGGAGGAAGUACUUCGUCGCCAUGAUCCAGAAUUUGAGGGUUCAGGUUCAGCUGGGACCUCUGGCAACAACAAUAAUGGCAACACAGCUGAAACUCACCAGCUUCAUGUAGGCAUAGAGUGUAUCCGGGCCCCUGAACUCCUCUUCCAGCCAUCUAUGAUUGGCUCAGUAGAGGCAGGAUUGGCAGAAACCAUAGAGUUUGUUUUGUGUGGCUAUCCAAGUGAUGUUCAGAAUGCACUCGUGAGCAAUGUCUUCCUGACUGGUGGUUGUGCAUCAUUCUCUGGUUUACCUGAGAGACUCCGUCGGGAACUGCAGGAGAUGCGUCCAUUUAAAUCAACAUUCAGCGUCACAGUUGCUGCCAACCCAACACUUGAUGCUUGGUAUGGUGCACGCACGUUCUCUUCUUCUCCAGAUCUCAGCCAGUAUCUUCUCACUAGAUUGGAGUAUGAGGAGAAGGGUGGCGAGUAUCUAAAGGAGCAUGAUACUUCUAACAAGUAUUAUCCCUCACCAACACCCCUUCCUCAAGCAGAGACCAUUCCAUUACCUGUGGGUGGAGAAGAAAUUGAAAUUGAUGUUUUCUAAGCACUUAAACACCGGCCACAAAAGUAACUUGUUAAUAUGAUGUUUACAGUUUCAAAUGAACAUUUCCAAUAAAUAUCAUUACUUUGAAUAUAAGUAAUUUAACUAAACCUUAUGCUAGAAGAGUUCCAUCUCCUGGGAUAUAACAUGGUGUAGUUCAGUGAAAGUCAGCUGUCAUUGCUUGCUGCCUGCUUCAUGCUGGUUUCUUGUAUGGCUUACUUUUAAACUCUGAAGAUGGAAAUGAAAUGA